Molecule: messenger RNA, 1820 nt
Organism: Podarcis lilfordi (Lilford's wall lizard)
Lineage: Eukaryota; Metazoa; Chordata; Lepidosauria; Squamata; Lacertidae
Source: the annotation of a GenBank genome assembly
AUGUCAGUCAGCAAAGGCAGUGAACUCUCCAGUAAGACUUCCCAUCUAACUCCCUUCAGAUCUUCCUUGAUCACAAAUGUUCAUUAGCAUUAUUCAAAAACUGGGAACUCCAUUUCUUUCUUAGGCUCUGACCUGUUCCUCUCUUCGCUGCAGUUGGUGAUGAAUCAGAAAUUAAGAACAAGGGACAGCAGGACAAAAUCCACACAGUGGAGAAGCCAUAUCAAGAUUUGGAACAUGGAGAGAACUUCAGUCAGAGCUCCCAUUCCACUUCCCAUCAAAGAAAUCCUAUUGGGAAGAAACCCUUUCAGUGCCUGGAAUGUGGAAAGAGCUUCAGUCGGAAGAAUAGUCUUACUUCCCAUCUAAAUAUUCAUACAGGGGAGAAACCAUAUCAGUGCUUGGAAUGCACAAAGUGCUUUGCUGCAAGAAAAAAGCUAUGGCAACAUAAGAGAAUUCACACUGGGGAGAAACCAUAUCAGUGCCUGGAAUGUGGAAAAAGCUUCAGUUGGAAGCAUAGGCUUACUUCCCAUCAAAUAAUUCAUACAGGGGAGAAACCAUUUCUGUGCUUGGAUUGUGGGAAGAGCUUCAGGAAGAGGACCUAUCUCACUUCCCAUCAAAGAAUUCAUAGAGGGGAGAAACCAUUUCAGUGUCUUGAAUGUGAGAAGUUCUUUACUACAAGAAGAGACUUGCAUCAACACAAGAGUAUUCACAGUGGGGAGAAGCCAUUUCUGUGCUUGGAAUGUGGGAAGAGCUUCAGUCAAAAGGGAAGUCUCACUUCCCAUCAAAGAAUACAUACAGGGGAGAAACCAUUUCAGUGCCCAGAAUGUGAGAAGUUCUUUAGUACAAGAAGAAACUUACAUCAACAUAAGAGAAUUCACAGUGGGGAGAAACCAUACCAGUGCUUGGAAUGUGGGAAAAGCUUUAGGAAGUGGACCUAUCUAACUUCCCAUCAAAUAAUUCAUACAGGGGAGAAACCAUUUCAGUGUGUGGAAUGCGAGAAGUUCUUUACUACAAGAAGAGACUUGCAUCAACACAAAAGAAUUCACACUGGAGAGAAACCAUAUCAGUGCUUAGAGUGUGGGAAGAGCUUCAGGCGGAGCUCAUGUCUCACUUCCCAUCAAAGAAUUCAUACAGGGGAGAAACCAUAUAAGUGCUUGGACUGUGGGGAGUCUUUUCCUACAAGCAAAUACUUCCGUCGACAUCAGAGUAUUCACAGCGGAGAGAAACCAUACCAGUGUGUGGAAUGUGGGAAGACUUUCUUCAGGAAGGAGAGUCUCACUUCUCACCAAAGAAUUCAUACAGGGGAGAAACCAUUUCAGUGCUUGGAGUGCAGGAAGUGCUUUACUACACGAAAAGGCUUCCAUCGACAUCAGAGAAUUCAUAAGGGAGAGAAACCAUUUGAAUGCCAAGAGUGUGGAAAGAGCUUUAGUGACAGGUCCCAUCUUACUUCCCACCAAAGAAUUCAUACAGGGGAGAAACCAUACCAGUGUGUGGAAUGUGGAAAGAGCUUCUCCAGGACGGACAAUCUUACUUCCCACCAAAAAAUUCAUACAGGGGAGAAUCUAUAUCACUGCUUGGAGUGCACAAAGUGCUUUACUACACGAUAUGGGUUCCAUCGACAUCAGAGAAUUCACACUGGGGAGAAACCAUUUGAAUGCCAAGAGUGUGGAAAGAGCUUCAGAUGGAGCGCCCAUUUCACUUCCCACCAAAGAAUUCAUACAGGGGAGAAGCCAUAUGAGUGCUUGGAAUGUGGGAAGAGCUUCAGUCGGAAGGAUCACCUUACUUCCCACCAAAGAAUUCAUACGACGGAUAAACCCGAAUAG